This is a messenger RNA of Caretta caretta (loggerhead turtle), 2205 nucleotides long. It is a transcript of the gene MORN1, whose product is annotated as MORN repeat containing 1. The record is from RefSeq and is a predicted model, not a curated record. Lineage: Eukaryota; Metazoa; Chordata; Testudines; Cheloniidae.
GCCAAUGGCCGGCAGGAUACGGUUGCCAAGGUCUGGCGUCGCUACUCCCAGGGCAGAUGGCGGCCCCCAGGCCUGGUUACUACUUAGGGGCGGGGCAGGCUCAGCGGCGGGAAGGAUAUGGACUGUAUGUUUAUUCUAAUUCUUUUUUUCAAUAUGAAGGAGAAUGGAAACAAGGAAGAAAACAUGGUCAUGGUAAGCUGUUAUUUAAGGAUAGAAGUUAUUAUGAAGGCGAGUUUGUAGAUGGAGAAAUUAUGGGAAAUGGAUUGCGAUACUGGGCAUCUACAGGAAACACUUACUCAGGUCAGUUCGUUUCUGGAGAGCUCCAUGGACAUGGAGUCAUGCAGUACAAAGAUGGUGGGAAAUAUGAAGGGGAGUUCUCCUAUGGAAUGAGAGCAGGACAUGGAUUACUUGUUGACAAGGAUGGACAAACUUAUCAAGGAACCUUUCACAAUAAUAAGAAACAUGGAGGAGGGAAAAUGACCUUCAAGAAUGGUGAUAAGUAUGAAGGAGACUGGAUCCUGGACCAGCGACAGGGGCAUGGGGUACUGCAUUGUGCCGAUGGAACUGUAUAUGAGGGACAGUGGAGAAAUGAUGUGUUCAAUGGCCAGGGCACUAAAAUUCAUUGUUCUGGUGUCAUCUAUGAUGGACUGUGGAUCAAUGGCUACCCUGCUGCUCAAGCAAAGAAGAUGGUAAUUUUGGGCCCGGAAGUUAUUGAUGUAAUCCAAGGGUCUGCUAUCACCCUUCAUGUCCAGCUACAGAAUGAAGGAGGAGAGGUUUCUGAAUAUGAGAAUGGUCGACUUUUGGAGAUCUGGGCUGGAGUCAAAAACCAUCAAAUUCCAGCAAGUUCUUCUACCAGCUUAUUCAAGUUAAUUGAAGAAGUUGAGAGGAAGCCAGUGAAAACCCCUUUUGGAUUUGAGUGUAUUAACUAUCCUUUGAUGGAUGCUGUGUCUGGAAGCUGGGAACUGAAAGCUGCUGUCCCUGUAUCUGGCAAAUCUGGAUUUGCACUGGCUGAUUUAUCAAUCCCUAAGGGAGAUAUAGAGCCAGAAUCCAGAUCAGACACCCUGCUUGGAACAGGAGAUGCCCCUAGCAACGAGGAUGGAUUUGAAGGUGAAAGUCUCUGUCCUCCAGCCAGUCAGAGAGUGGAACGUGGUUGUGUUGUUUUCAGAAACAUCAUGCUUGCACCUCCUCCGGCUAAUUAUCAACCAUUCAUGCUUUUGGAUGAAUUAAACAAAAAAAGAGGCAAAAAGCCAAGUGGAAAGAUAUCUGCUGAGAAAGCUGAGAAGAUGACAGUCUCACAGGAGAAAAUUGUAGACAGCAGGUCUGAAGUGACAGCCAAAGGGUACAAGUCAAAACAGGAUCAGCACUCCAUGAAGAACUCUAGAGUAUUGCCAGGCCAGUAUGUGAUUAUGGUCCAUGAAGUGACCAUGCCCCCAUUCUUGGGCCAGACUCUCCCACCUGCUUUCAAACUCUUGAGGGUUUUGCCAGAGAAAACCAAAGUCAAGAACAUUAAAAAGGAAACUAUGAAAGCCACCAGCACAUAAAGAAGGAACAUAAAUGUGUAAAGAGUCAGGAUCCUUAUCCAGCACCCACUGAAGUCAGUGGAAGUUUUACCAUUGAGUACAAUGGGAGUUGGAUUAAGUUCUUGAGCCUUGAUCGUGCCCAUGCAGUUGGGGUUUAAGUUUGAAUAUUGUGGACCAAUCAAAGCAAAGAAAUAAUUGACCACCAGAGAUCCAUUUCACACUGGUCCUGUCUGGUAACAUUUUAGAAGACAAAUAGAUAUUUCAGAUUAUAUUAUGAGAAGUAGGUAAAAGACUGUAAUCAAGUCUAUUUUUCAGCAGUACAAUAGAACCUCAGACUUCUGAACACCUCAGGAAUGGAGGUUAUUUGUAACUCUGAAAUGUUCAUAACUCUGAACAAAACGUUAUGGUUGUUCUUUCAAAAAUUUACAGCAGAACAUUGACUUAAUGCAGCUUUGAAACUUUACUAUGCAGAAGAAAAAUACUGCUUUCCCUUUAUUUUUUUUAGUAGUUUAUGUUUAACAAAGCACUGUAUUGUAUUUGCUUUUUUUUUUUUUUUUGUCUCUGCUGCUCUCUGUACUUGUACGUGUACUUCCAGUUCCAAUGGAGAUGUGUGGUUGACUGGUCAGUUUAUAACUCUGGUGUUCAUAACUCUGAGAUUCUAUUGCAUAUAAAUUGUGUGUAUUUU